Helianthus annuus (common sunflower) is the source of this 1594-nucleotide messenger RNA. RefSeq names its product zeatin O-xylosyltransferase. The transcript is spliced from 2 exons. NCBI's taxonomy places the organism in Eukaryota, Viridiplantae, Streptophyta, Magnoliopsida, Asterales, Asteraceae. The record is from RefSeq and is a predicted model, not a curated record. Gene Ontology annotation, molecular function: UDP-glycosyltransferase activity. The coding region runs from base 92 to 1477 and encodes 461 amino acids.
CAACGUAUGAAUUGUUUAUAUUGUAGCCUUGUUCUAUACUUUUUGGCCCACUCACACACCAUUUGAAAGAAAAAAACUCUUGUUCACUUUCAUGGCAACCAUUGAACUUAACCAACAACCCAACAUCACGGUGGUGGUGGUCCCUUUUCCGGCACAGGGCCAUCUCAACCAGCUCCUCCACCUCUCCCGCCUCAUCGCCGGCUACAACAUCCCAGUCCACGUCAUCACCACCACCACCCACAACCGCCAAGCCCAAACCCGUAUCCCACUCCCACCCACCAUCCAUUUCCACCACUACCCCACCCCCCACUUCCCCUCACCGCCACCCGACCCCACCGCCUCCGUCAAGUUCCCUACACAACUUAUACCAUCUUUCCAAUCCGCCAUGCAUCUCCGCCAGCAUUUUGUUGGGCUACUAGAAACAUUCUUGUUAAGUAAACGUGUUGUGGUUGUUUAUGAUUAUCUUAUGGGCCCGGUUGUUCAAGAUGUUGGGUUGUAUGGUAAUGUUGAGGCUUAUAUGUUCUCCUGUUGUUCGGCUUUCGCCGGGUUUUGGUACCAACGUGAGGCCACUGGCAUGCCGGUUCUUGAUGGUGAGCUUGCGCUUGUGGAAAGCCAACUCCCGAGUAAUGAAGAUUGUUACUCGAUGGAUGGAGCACGGUUCAUUGCGUCCACGGAUGUAUCGUGCCAGAAGUUUACAUCUGGUACCAUUUUUGACGCAAGUAGGGUUAUUGAAGGAAAAUUCAUAGAUCUAAUCGAACAAGAACAUUAUCAAGGUCGACAAAAACUUUGGGCUCUUGGCCCUUUCAACCCGGUUAAGAUCACUACCGAUGCGAGUCAUAAGCGUCAUAAACUAUUCGACUGGCUCGAAAAACAAGCACCCAACUCGGUUCUUUAUGUUUCCUUCGGCACAACAACGUCGAUCAGCAACGAGCAAAUUCAAGAACUCGCUUUGGGUUUGGAAAAAAGCGAGCAAAGAUUCAUUUGGGUGUUGAGGGAUGCUGAUAAAGGCGAUAUAUUUGAUGGUGAAGUUCGAAAGAUUGAACUACCAGACGGAUUUGAAGAACGGGUAGGGGAUAGGGGAUUAGUGGUGGUGGACUGGGUGCCCCAGCUGGAAAUCCUGGGGCACCCGGCUACUGGAGGGUUUAUGAGUCACUGUGGGUGGAACUCGAGCAUGGAGAGCAUGACCAUGGGCGUGCCCGUGGCGGCAUGGCCCAUGCAUUCUGAUCAACCGCGCAACGCUAUGCUUAUAACCAAUGUUUUAAAAGUUGGGAUGUAUGUGAGGGAUUGGAUGCAAAGAAAAGAGUUGGUGAGUUCCGCGGUGGUUGAAGAUGUGGUUAGAAGAUUGAUGGCGUCGGAUGAAGGGGAGGAGAUAAGGAAGAGGGCGGUGGAGCUUGGUGGUAAGGUGCGGCAAUCGAUGGUGGAUGGUGGUGUUACACGGAUGGAGUUGGAUUCAUUUGUGGCGCAUGUCACCAGAUAGAUUUAUUGUGAUGUGACAUUUGAUUAUUUUGGAUGUUGAUGACUUGAUGUACUCUGAAUAUUAAAGGGGAAACUAUUUCUUGUUAUUUUUGUUCAUUAAAUAGAUAGAUUUUGGUUU